UUUGAACAGGAGCUUUUUAUUUUUUUUCUCCAUUUCCCAGAGGACGACCGAGCUUAAAGAAGACAAGUUGACUUCUCCUUUUAUGCACUUCUCACUUCUCGCUGCUUCCAACACUUCAUUUAGUUGCGCUCCGAAUGGAUCCUUUUACGGAGAAACUGUUGGAGCGGACUCGUGCUCGCAGAGAAAACCUCCAGAAAAAACUAGCUGAGCGACCAAAUGCAGCCAAGGUGGUGAAAAGAGGCAGAGAGCCUCUGAUUGACAACAACGCUGUGAUUGGUCAGCCAGUCGCUCCCAAAGCGGCCUCCACCAAACCGUCUCCGUCCAAGCGCAGGUGCUCGGCGGAGAAUGUCGAGCCGGCGGCGCGAGAGCAGGACGGGGGCGUGGCCUCUGCGCUCCAGGACCAUCCGCCCUCGGACCGCAAGCCUCCACCUGUGCCCACAGGUGAGCCAGCAGGGAGGAAGGAGGAGACUCCAGGUGUGGAGUCUGACGAGGCGGCGGAGCUUCCUCAAAGUCCAAAGAGCAGCGAGGAACCAGAAGAAGACUCUGCUGCCGCUGGCAUGAAGUCUCGUCUGCAGAGGCUUGCUGAGCAGAGGAAGGGCUGGGACGGCAGUAACGGUGUUGCGAGCGACUGUGCACCGGUGUCUUUGCUGAGGAGAGAAGACCACGUCCCGGUGUCCUCGUCAUCGGAAGGUCCAGUCGGUCGGCGAGGCAGACUGGCUCACCUGGCGGCCACCAUUGGAUCCUGGGAAGAUGACCUGAGCCAUGCCAACCUUCCCAAAGACAAAGUUCCUGCAAAGUCCACCGCAGUUUGCGCUGCCCAGUUGAGCUUGAAGGACGCAAGUUUGUCUGCUGGCGCUAAAGGAAGCAUGGCAAGUCAGGUGACCACUGCACCUGCCAGCAAGUCUUCAGGUCAGGUGACCACUGCACCUGCCAGCAAGUCUUCAGGUCAUGUGACCACUGCACCUGCCAGCAAGUCUUCAGGUCAGGUGACCACUGCACCUGCCAGCAAGUCUUCAGGUCAGGUGACCACUGCACCUGCCAGCAAGUCUUCAGGUCAGGUGACCACUGGACUUGUCAACAAGUCUUCAGGUCAGGUGACCACUGCACCUGCCAGCAAGUCUUCAGGUCAUGUGACCACUGGACUUGUCAACAAGUCUUCAGGUCAUGUGACCACCGGACUUGUCAACAAGUCUUCAGGUCAGGUGACCACUGCACCUGCCAGCAAGUCUUCAGGUCAUGUGACCACUGCACCUGCCAACAAGUCUUCGGGUCAUGUGACCACUGCACCUGCCAACAAGUCUUCACUCGUCGCAAAUCAGCUUUCACCUUCCUUCACAAAGUCAAACCAAGGGGUUCGUCCAAGCCCUCAGAAGGUGGACCCUCGUCCAGUGACGAGCCCCCUCAAGACUGUGCCGCCAUCUUCAAGAUCAGUGUCUUCGAGCCCUUUGAAAAGCACACCUGUGGCCACAGCUUCCAUUUUAGCCUGCAGUCCUCAGAAACUACAAGUAUGUGCUAAAGCCAACACGCCAAAGUCUGCUGCUCCUGGUGUGAAGUCUUUCCUAGAACGAUUUGAAGAGCGAUGCCAAGACCGCACCAACCCGUGUUCUCCAGCAGUGGGCGCCUCCCAGACGGCGACCCCCAAGAGUGGACUCGGGCUCAGGAACGCCCAGUCAGCAAAAACCACAACAGCUGAUCUCGUCCAGAAACAAAAACUGGAGCGGGAGUCUGAACUGGCUCAGAUCCACACGCGUGUCCAAGGGAACAAUAUGUGGAAAAGUGCAGAGAGCAAGGGCCAUGGUGGCAAAGCAGAGGAGAGGGACGCCUGUGAGCCAAAACCACAUUGCACUGAGAUCAUCUCGCCAGUAGCAGCUUGUGGAUUGCUGGAACCUACCCCAAACUCCACACGCAUCCCACUGGAGGAGGAGGUGGACGAAAGCAGCAAAGAGGAUGAAGGCAAGGAGAUAGAGAUGAACGUCGAUCACUCCGCAGUGAUCGACCGUCUUUUUGACGGACUUCACGACGAAGAGGAGGAUGAGGAAGAAGAUGCCUUGAAUAUCUCUUCCAUGUCGCUUCUCACGCCGCUCGCAGAAAGUGUCGCCGCGGUGUACAGUCCGGACAGGAGCAUGAGAACUUCAACUCCAGCUCAUUCAUUCAUUGUGAAGAAUAAAACUCCAGACAAGCCUUGCCAGCAGAGUCCAUUCCAGAGAAGCAACAAAAGAAAGAGCAGCUCGCCUGACGGUGUCGACGCCUCAGAGGACGAUCAAAAGCUACCUUACAGCAUUGAUGCUUACAGGUCUAUUCGAGUGAAGGAGACGGGGAGAGUUACGGGUAAAGAUGGGAUGGUGAGAAAAGAGGACACUUCUGGCAGAGCAGAGGAAGUGCGAGGCGGCAGCCUGUUCAGCAUCAAACAGAAGAUAAAGCUGCUCACAAAUGAGAUGAACCUGCAGCAGACCAUCAUCCAUCAGGCCAGUCAGGCACUCAACUGCUGCACGGAUGAAGAACACGGCAAAGGAUCGCAGGUGGAAGCUGAGGCAGAAAGACUCUUGAUCGUAGCAACCAAAAAGAGGGAGGCGCUGAAGACAGAGUUACAGUGUCUGAAGGGGGAGAACCCAGCAGGCCAGAAGAAAAACCUCCAGCCCGCUGGCAUCUCAGCCUCCAAGGGCUCCAUCACGCUGCAGGAACUCCGCUUGCCUCUCAAGGCUGACUUUGUUUGCGCUAUUGCCAAUAAGCCAGAAUCGGUGAAAUAUUCUUUCUUCAUCAUGAUUGGAUGUGGAGCAGAAAAGACGGUAGCCACGCCCCUUGUGAGCACACACCGUGGUCUUAGUGGCGACACCUUCACCUUCCCUACCAAGUUCACCAUGUCUGACGUCUGCAGUGAUUUUUGCAUUGAUAUUGACAUCUAUUACCUGGUUCAAAAAGUGGAGAUGAGUGGUGACAAGAAAAAGAAAAGCAGCAAGUCAAAGGCAAUGACCCCAAAGAGAUUUCUGGCCAUCACAAAAAGCAGCCAAACACCAGUUGUUGCCAGUCCAGGAGGUCCUAACGCCGUUCGAAGCAGCAACUUUGUCCUGGUUGGAUCUCACAAGCUCACACUUUCGUCCACCGGGAAGAGCAAGUUUCCCUUAGAGAAGGUGCCGUUCUUGUGUCCUCUGGAAGGACACGUCUACCUGAAGAUGCAGUGUGAGGUUGGAUGCAACGUGGAGGAAAAAGGCUUCCUGACAAUGUUUGAGGACGUUAGCGGUUUUGGAGCCUGGCACAGAAGAUGGUGCGUCUUGUCAGGGUACUGCAUCUCCUACUGGACGUACCCCGAUGAUGAAAGGCGCAAGAAUCCUAUUGGUCGAAUCAACCUGGUCAACUGCAGCAGUAAGAAGGUGGAAGCUGCCAAGCGAGAGUUCUGUGCUCGACCCAACACCCUUGAACUCACCACAGUUAGACCUCAGAGAGAAGACGACAAGGAGACUCUCGUCAGCCAGUGUACCAACACCAUGUGUGUCACCACAAACUGGCUGAGUGCAGACACCAAAGCUGAGAGGAAUUCAUGGAUGACGCACAUCAAUCAGGUUCUAGCAGAUCUGCGCAUGUGGCGACCAGAUGCUUGUUAUGCUGGCGUGUGACAUUACUGUAUAUAAUACCAAGGUAUGCAAUACUUGAAUACACGCGCACACUCACAGAGUAAAAGUAGUGCUAAUGUAUACUUUAUGAAUAUUAUUGCAACUUUCCACUUCCUGCCUAUAAAAUCACAUUGUUUACAGUCAAAAUGUUACAUAUUUAUUUCAAUAUUUCCACUUCAUAAAAUAGCAGCUUUGUUUUCCAUUUUUCUCUUUGUGUUUUUCUAAUAAACGAAACAUGUUUCACUUAAUGUUGACAAUAAGAACAUACUCACAUGACAUGAUGAACCAUACUAAUAUUUCACUACAGCUUUUCUACUUAUUUACAGUAUUUCCACUUGACUUUUAGUUUUAUAAGUGGGAGGUAUUUGGAGAUUAUACAUAUUUCUCGGUUGUUAUAAUCUGAUUUGAAAUGGUCUGUUAAAGCAGGAUGUACGACUUUUUAAAAUGUACUUGAAUAACUAAGUGCGUUAUUGAACAUUUAUACAAUUUUCAUGUAAUGAAUUUUUUCUUCUGGCUAGCUUUUAUCUUUACAUUUACUUCUACUGCAUACCAAAUGUAUUGCUACUGCAUUAUAUAUAUACAUAUUUAUAUAUAUAAAUAUAUAUAUAUAUAUAUAUAUACACUGCUUAAAUUUGUCAGGUAUUUUGUGUUUUCAGGAAACU
Entelurus aequoreus (snake pipefish) is the source of this 4270-nucleotide messenger RNA. It is a transcript of the gene anln, whose product is annotated as anillin, actin binding protein. Gene Ontology annotation, biological process: actomyosin contractile ring assembly; septin ring organization; mitotic cytokinesis. Lineage: Eukaryota; Metazoa; Chordata; Actinopteri; Syngnathiformes; Syngnathidae. The record is from RefSeq and is a predicted model, not a curated record. Gene Ontology annotation, cellular component: actomyosin contractile ring. The coding region runs from base 135 to 3611 and encodes 1158 amino acids. The transcript has 23 exons.